AUGAUACUGGGGUGCUAUGGCUGUUGCUUCGACAGCGACGAUGGGAAGCAGGUCAGCACCUGCCGCCUCCAAGACGGCGUGUACGACGAUCUCGUGCUGCCGUGCGGCGCCGAGAUGUCCACCCGCGAGGGCGAGGUGCAGGAGGCGGGGCGGUAG
This is a messenger RNA of Prorocentrum cordatum, 156 nucleotides long. The record is from the annotation of a GenBank genome assembly. NCBI's taxonomy places the organism in Eukaryota, Dinophyceae, Prorocentrales, Prorocentraceae.